AUGUGGGCGCGCGCAGUGCCUAUAGUCCUCUGGGGCGACGAGGGCACGCACAACUUCAAAAGCUGGAUGCUCUUCAGCUGGAUGCUCGAUGUCAGCCUAUGGCGGACCAACUCGAAGGCCUCGCGUAACUUGGCGUUCGCCUGCCCCGUGAACAUGUACCGCAGCCACGAGAAGGUGAACCAGACGCUCCAAGCUUUGCUGCAGGCUGUAAAGGCUGACCUGGACGGGCUGGCAAAAGGACUCGAAGUCUGCGGGGAAGUUUGGACCUUCCACGUGGUGGCCUGCAAGGGCGACCUCAAGUACUUGGCGCAGUCGCUGAACCUCACGCGGUUCCCAGGCUGUGAGGAGGUUUGCUUCCGGUGCCUGGCGUCGAUGGGCCGUCAAGACCCGAGUUUGGUGUACAUGGACCUGUCGGAGACCGCUGCGUGGCGCACGCGGCCUGCGCCAGAUCCCUGGUCUGAGCGCCCGUGCCUCUCCUUACUGGAUGGCUUCAGUCUGCGCAUGGUCAGCACCGACUGGAUGCACACCUGGCAUUUAGGAGUAGCUCGCGAUCUUGUAGGUGCUGCGAUGAAAAUCUGCUUGAAGUCGCAGUUCUGGCCUGGUCCCAACUUGGCCCGGCGGUUCAGUGCAGUGCAGCGCAGGCUGAAUGACUUCAAGGCCCAGCACGGACUGCAGAUGCACUUGAAGCGGCUAUCCAAAAGCCGACUCGCUUGGGAAGAUGGCACUUGCCCUGAGUUCAAGUCCAGCGCGGCAGACACUGGCGUGAUGAUUCGCUUUGUGGCCAGCGAGCUGUCAGAUCGUCUGCCCCCAGAGCCAUAUGAAGGCCUUGCAGCUUGCGCCUGGUUGGCAGAUCAACUUCAAGAAGCUGUCAUGCGGGCUGGCCUUUUCCUCUCUGAUUCCGAGGUGGAGCAGACCUUGAUGUAUGGCCGUGCGUUCCUGGCGUCGUACAUGAAGCUUGCUAAGCUAGCAAAUGUUCGUCGCGAGCUCUACUUCAAGGUGCGGCCAAAGUUUCACUACUUGACUCAUCUGAUCGAGGAUGUGCAGACACGUCCGUCCAGGCGAAGCUUGGGCUGGGACUCUUGCUGGAUUGACGAAGACUGGGUCAAGGUUGGCCCAAGCGACUCGUUGACUGCGCUGACGGACACCGUGACCGUGGACUGCAUCUUGCGAGUGCCCAAGAAGCUGCCGAACCCUUUGGAUCCGGAGACCUGCCAGCUGAGCCGCGAGAGCCAUCGCCGACACGUCACGGCUUUGGUGGGCCUGGCGCUCAAGGUGCCCGCCUUCGAGGUCUUCGCGGACCGCCAGCCAGUAGAGUGGGGCCUCACAGAGGUCAUCGAGCACUCCCUCAUCGCGCAGGAGCCCCUGCCGACCAGCGGCCCCUCCGGCUCCUGGCUGCAACUCACGGAGGGCGACUCCAACGGCGGAGGUCUCGGCGGUUGGUGGAAGCUGGUGGUGUUGGAGCCGGGCCAGCGACAACGCGUGGACCCCUUGGCCAUGGACAUCAUCGUGUGGGUGGACCACGAGCCUUCAGCGCUGCCCGACAUGCCCCGGCCCAGCCCGCAGGAGUUGGACCGGCUCUUCGCAGAGGCGGAGCUCUCCAUCGACCAGGGCGCCAAGGACCGGGAGCUGCGGAUCAAGGAGCUCAUCCUGGCCUUGAAGUCGGAUCUGGUCGCGGCAGUGGCCAGCAACAACGAGGCCGAGAUGGAGGCGGCAGUGCUUCGCGCACGAGAGGUGGAGCUCCCGGCGAAGACGGAGGCUGUAGCAUGCCUCGUCACCUGCCGCCUGCUGGCGGCGGCGGACUCAGGCGUCGAGUCAGAGAUGAGGAACGCCUUGCGCUUUGCGAGGGAGAAGGGCAUGGAGAAGCUAAAUGUGUACAAAGAGGUGCUGGAGCUGCAGAAGCGGCUCUAUGGCCAGCAGCUCCAGCAGCGCCUGGCGCUGCUGGCAGCGGAGGAUGCAGCCUUGGCUGACCUGGGCGCUGUGUACCAAACCGCCGCAGCGCAUGGGCUGGACGAGGUGCAGAGGCACGCCCUGGCGCUGGGCGAGAAACGCCUCGCCGGGCCCCUGCCGGCCCUGGCGCAGCUGCGCUCCGAGGCCCAGGCCUGCGGCUGGCAGGCCAUGGAGCAACUCUGUGAGAAGCAGAUCCUGCGGGUGACUAUGGAACUGGCACUGGCGCGCUGCGAGGACAGCGACGACCUCAGCACGUUGCGUGCCAUCGAGUUGCGGGCGCAGCAGGAGGAUCUCGCAGACCUGGCGGCGCGCGCCGCAAGGGCUCUUUGGGUUUGCGACGCUGCUUCGAUGGCUCAAGACUCCAAGCCGGCAGAACGCCGCAAAGUGGAGAUGCCAUGCCUGAUCAUCAUCGGACCUGGCGGGCGGGCAGAUGAAGUCCUUGCCAGACGCCGGGUUGAAGCUGGCGGACGGCUGGCGCACAUUUUGAUCACAGAUGAUGAUGAGGUCACAGUGGAGGAUUUACCUACAUCUUCACUCGGCUCAGAAGGCUUCCGCUCGGGGGUCUUCUUGUGGCGGCCCCCACACAGCUCGGAGCCCAUCUCCAAGCUGGGGCACCGCCUGGGCACGAAAAGGCAGACCUACUUCACCAAACUGGGGCCAGAUGCCAUGAGCCUGACCGGCCGCAUUUGCCAAGUUACUUCGGAGGAGGGCCAGUUGCGACACGUGCGCGUUUGGGAUGAUGAGCGGCUGGUGGUGGAAAUGUCCGGGCACGUCGUGCUGAAUGCGGACAUGCAAGUGGCUGAGACCUUGGGUGUUGAAGUGAGCGAGGAGCAGCUCAAGGCGUUCGGCACCUUUUCCACGCGCUGGGCGCUGACGAGUUGCGCGGUCCACUUUGUUUUUCUCUGCGCGAGAUGGGCAAUUUCCAUUCGCAUGGAAGCAUCAGCAGAAAGUGGGCAGACCCCAUGGUGGAGAACCUUGAUUGAUUUGGCAAGUGGGCCUGUCCUGGGCCAGUGGCUGAUCCAGGACAUGUUCUCGGUUUCCAUGUCAGGAGAGCGUAUUGGACAUGCGUAA
This is a messenger RNA of Effrenium voratum, 3018 nucleotides long. The record is from the annotation of a GenBank genome assembly. NCBI's taxonomy places the organism in Eukaryota, Dinophyceae, Suessiales, Symbiodiniaceae.